CCCGAGCCCCAGGUUGUGCUGCUGUGCACCGCCAGUGCUGCUCGACACACGGAGAUGGGGACGUGUGGCUGGAGUAGCCUCGUUUUUGGGGCAGAAGGACGGCUCACCCCUGUCCUGGCUCUGCUGGCUUGCUGCUCCCCAGUCCCCACCAGUGCCACACCCAGGGGGACUGGGAACUGGGGGCGGCAGCUCUGCGUGGUGCGGGUGGUCUUCGCCGCUCCUGCGAGUGCUGGUGGGAGCAGCGGAUGGCUUCGGGAGGAUGCGGUGUGACCCCCCUUGUUUUGAACGUAGCACCACGGCGUGCACCACUUUGUCUGGGAAUUUGUUUAAUUUGUGUAAACUUCCUAGGCUGCACUGCUUUGCUGUAGUUAGCCAGUAAAAAAAAAUGCAUUUAGAUUUUUGAUUUGCUAGAAAACGUAUUCAAAAAAAAAAAAAAAAGAGAGACUUUUCCUGUAACAUGCUAAAUCAGAGCAAAUCAGCGUGCUGGUGAUGGCAAAUCAGCAGAGGAGCGGGGCACCCCGUGCACUGACAGCCGUAGCGGCAGCGCUCGGGACUCCGUGGCUGCCCAACUUCUGACACAUGCGAGGAGAGCAGGCGCGGUGGUGAGGCCAGAAAUGGGAGUUGGUGUGGAUGGGAGGCAUUGGUGUCUGUGGGGCUACCCGUGCUCGCUGCUGAACCUUCCCAAUUUUUCUGGACGAUGCAAGAGGAAAAAUGUAAAUUGCCGUAGGAGUGGUUACUCGCUGCUCAUUUAUUCUGUUCAAUCAGAGAAAUUAGUUGAUCUAGGGGAAAAAGUAAAAUUGGUUUGAUUUUUUUUUUUUUUAUAAACUGCAAACUUCAGUGAAAUUUGGCAGUAAGACCUGCAUUGGUUCCUGUUUUUUAGCCACUCAGUUUAUGUCUGCAUUGAAUUAUUUCACUGGUUUAAGGCACACAUCAAGUACUCAAAAAUAGCUCAGGGUUCAAAAUUAAAAUGAGCGAGUGAACAGUUCAUAAUUAAAGUCUCAUGGCGUUGGAAGCAACACUGGAUUUCAGAGAUGCUGAUGUCAAACGCAACUUCUGCUCAUUAGUAGUAUCAGAAAAUUGGUACAAUGUCUUUACAGUUUGGAUCUGGGGCUUGUCUAUACACAGAAGUGGCAUUGUUUUGCCCUAAAUUACGCAACCGCCCAAGAUUCACGUGUGGUGAUACAAAGGUUUUAAUGCCAACAUGGCUCAUUCCUUCGAGACUGGGGGAGCAAGCUGUGUGCCUGUACCAGGACACCUGAUCUGGGCUUGUACCGGGAUAGCAAGGGAUUCUGGUGGAAUAGUGUGCCUUUAACCAAAGUGCUAAAGCAUCUAAAAACCUAAAUAGCAUGGACCAGUCUUGGUUGGCGUUACUAAAAUGCUGCACUUGGGUAUCCAUUACACACCUCCUUUUCCCUCAUUUCCCUGCUACUUGUGGUUGUGUGCAAGGACUCUGGCACUGAGCCCUCCCGCCCCGUGGUAGCAUGCCUGCAGCACCCUGCGGGGCUCGGUUUGUCGCUCACGUCCCACCUGAGCUGGGGUUGCAGGCGAGCUCGAGGCGGUGGCGAUGCCCUGCCAAGCGCCCCGUGCCCCGCUGAGCCUGCUGGCCGUGUCUCUGCUAGCCACAGACCCGCCAGAUUCAGUCAAUGCGCACGGGGUGCAUGCAAUUAAUGAGAGAAGUCGACCUACUUGAUUUUCCAUUAUUGGCUUUGGCCUCGUCUACACAGAGAGAUUACACCAGUUUAGUUUAAGUCCACUUUUAAAGUGAUUUGAUUAACCUGGUGUGACCUCGUGUACAGACAUUCUUAUUUGGGUUCAUAUGGACUUAUUUUGGUUGAACCUGCCCUGAGUCAAUUUACACAGAACUGAAAUUAGCUGUGCCUAAACUGAAAGGAGAACUUGCGUCUCUGCGUUAUGACAACUUUCUCAUGAAAGGAGGACCUUCUUUAGAACCUGGCACAGAGUGAAAUUCAUGGAACCAUAGUCAUUAAUGUUGGAAAAGCCUUCCAAGAUCAUCUGGUCCAACCAUCGCCCUACCACUGAUAUCACCCAAUAAAUUAUGACCCUAAGCACCAAAAAAUUCCCAACAAACCUGUAGGAGACUGGAAGCUAUUCAUAGCAAAGUUAUUAAAAAUAAAUAAAAAAGAGCAAAACCUAACUAUCUUAGCAAGACAAAAGAAGGAGUCCCAGCGAUCCUGGUUGUGGGGUGCCAAAAGCAGUGGCACCAGGCUGCUGCAACCAUACACCAGGCUUGCAUGGCAAGGCUUGCAGCAAGGCUCUCCUAUGGCUCAUCAGCUGCAGAGGAGGGGAAGUGUUUGUAUCCUGUACAUGAAGUCCCUACGCAGUCAAAAAAUAAAAAAAGUGAUGCAGGGAACUAUAGGCGUGCUCGUUUGAAUGCAAUAGUACACGGUGUCUCAUGACGUAUUUUGUAGGAAAGAAUAAUUAGACAUGGAAAUAAUGAGGAAGAAGGAUAAAUUGCAACAAGAUUUUAUCAAAAAAUGGGUUGUGCUAGACUAAUCUAACAUCUUUUUUAUAUAACAGAUUUCUUAGGUGGGGUAGUGCAGGAAUGUGAUUUAUGUGAAGCCAAGCAUUAGAUACCAUGCCCCACAGGACAGUAUUGCUUAAAAGGAAGAUGGUGGUUCAAUACGAGAGCUGAGAGGUGGAGAAGGAGCUGGCUAAGCAGAAGGUACAAGAGUUGCAUCCAAAUAAAGUUGUCUGAUGGGAGAUUGGCGUUGAAGGAGGGCCUUUGGGAUGGAAGCGAGCAGUGCUGCAGCUCCUGGGGACCAUCAGGAUGGGGCCACAGUGAGCUGGGGGAGCGCUGGGUGUGUGCCUGGCGGGACACGGGGCUGGGAGGUGGCCUCGGAGGGAGGAGGACUGGAUUAUCAUAUGAAAGGAAUUUAGAUGACUUUGUUGAUUGGCGUGAUAGAAAUAAAAUGACAUUUAAUAGUGCUGGGUGCAAAGUCAUGCAAAGUUUUGCGCGUUGAGACCAACAACAAGAAUUUCAAGUGUGAAAUGGGCUCGUCGCUGGCGGGGACAGAGGGCAGAGAUGUGGAGGCACUGCAUGGCCCCAGGUGCCUGUGGGCAAGUGGUGGGAUUUUAUCGUUGGUUUUAUCAUUGUACAAGAGCUUUCUGUCGCUUGUGGUGUAGUCUGUUGGGAUAUUGCAAAGCUCUGGACACCCCCAUCAAGAAAACGUUAGAUUAGAACGGCAGGAGGGCGAGAGAUGUGAUCACACAAAUGGACUCUCUAUUGAAUGACGUGCGAUUAAACACCUUAAUUUGUUUAGCUCUGGCCAAUUGAACAAGUGAAGGGACAGGUUACAAUAGGUCUUUUUACGCACAGCUGGGACUAAAUGGCAAGAAGGAGGAAAAACUGUGUAAGUCAAAAGAUAGCAUCCACACGAGAUUAAAUUGUGUAAGUUGGUCAUGAAUAAAUUUGAAUGGGAAAUUAGAAGGAAGCUUCCAGCUACCCAAGGAUUGAGGUUGUGUAAUAGUCUUUCAAUUAGGGUAGUUUUGAGAUAGAUCUUGAUAAUCUUAUGAAAGAGAUUAUACAGUUAAAUUAGAGAGUUCCUGGAGAUAGGAAAUUAAGUUUGCAGAAUUAGCCCUUUGGUCUCCAGUAUAUCUGUAUUUUUAAUGCAAGGUUGAAAGGAGAUUGGACCAGGUUUUGUUUGCACUGUUACAUUAACCCCAUGCAUCAAGGCUUCUGCUGUUUUCCUGGGAGCCAUGGCAAGAGAGAGUUGUCCCCAUUGCUGCAGAAUCAGUCUUUUUUUUUCCCACGUUUGCCUUCUCAAGCAGUAGACGUUGGCCACAGGUCGAGGUGUAAGGAAAUUCUGCAGUGCGGAGGCUCCUUGUGGCGUUAGGCUGGCACGACUGCCUGCGGUGUUUUCUGGCGUGCUUUCUGGCUUAACCUGUUCGUCUGAUUUUGGGGCAGAGAGGAGUUUUUCCUUCAGGUUGCGCCGUGAGUAUCCACAGUGUACUUCAUGGUAUAUUUUCCAGGAUUGGUAGCUAGUGUUGUUUAAUGAACUUUGUGUGGUUGCAAGGAUAUGCGGUCUGGGCAGUGAUUUUUACCCACCCUGCUUUUCCGUGUUACAGUGCCGUUUCAUCUUGUGUGCUAAUGAUGUGAACUGUAAGUUUGAUGAAGGAUGUGAGGACGUGUUCUGAGGCUCCUGAUGGUUGAAGAGAUGUUGUGAAGUCAGCACUAGAAGCGUUGUUUCCUGAGGUUGGAGAGCUGGUGUUCAUGUCCCCGCUGUUCCAUUUCUACCUGAUAUUCCUAAAAUAUGUUGCAAAGCUGGACCUAAAAUCAGCCCUGCUCUGGUGCUGCUCAGAGAAAAAUUCUGUAAUUUGUGCAGAAAAACCUCUAGAAUAAAUAAGAGAUUGCUGGCCUUUCGUGAUAAGUCAGUAAUUUUAGCAAGACAGUUUUGUUACAGGACAGUUGAUGUAUAAUGUGCAUCUUACUCCUUUUUCUUAUUACAAGAAAGAGAGGAGGAAAAGGGCAAAAAAAAGACAGAAAGCAAGCAGGGAAGCAAGAAGGAAAACAGCUUGACUUAGCCUGAAGGAGAGAUCACAUACCUGAUAAGCUGCCUGUUCAGAGAAAUUGAAAUAUGGAAAAAUGACAGUGCAGACGAGGAUAAUACCGAGGUUGUAGACAAGGAAGUGCGCUAACCAAACUCCACGGAGCUGCUGAAACGCAUCGGAUCAUCUGACUGUGACUUGUAUUCUCAGCAAACACGGUUGUAUAAUUGAUUAAUUUGUCGACAUCUCUGUAGAGCACAGCACUAUGGUAACUAAGAGGCUCGCUCACCAUUUUCCCAGGGAGCCCUGAAAAGCGUAUCUUUCCUUGGGAGGGCAGCAGGGAGGCAGGGCAAGACCUCGGAUGUCCAGCUGGAGAGGACAGAUGCACACACAUGAGUGCACUUGGGCACACACUCAUGGUUGGAAGCAGCCCCUGGCCAGGGCAGGAAGGUGAGCUUGGGGUGGUUAGCUGGUGACAGGCACUUUUGGGGCACCACGGAGGUGUCCUGGACUUGGCUUGCAGUAUUCGUACCAGAGGUUACCCUCGGUGCUGUGCUCAUCCCAUCUCCAGGCAGGGAUUUAGGCAAGCCCCUCCGGUCCCCACGGCAGUGUAACACCUCACUUCUACACCUCCGUUUCCCCACAAUUUGUGUCCCCUCUCCCAGAUAAGCGACGUGCAAGUCAAUGUCAGGCGCUUUGCUGGGUGGCAGGUGUAGACAGAUGGGUUCAUUGAUUGACUAAUAGCUGAAUGCCAAGAUAUUUGCAGGUGUGUUUAUUCUUGUUUACAAACUGCCCGAGCUCAAGCAAGAUUUUCAAGUAUGUAGCAACGGCAGGAAUCAUAUCCAUAAAAAUGCUAAUCUCCUCUCUUGCUUCAUCCGUUCAGCCCACAAACACACGCACACACAUAUGCGUAAAAGAAAUUAAUAAGGUUUAUUUGUUCUCUUCUGGGCUCAGCCUACUUUAAUCUUAUUUUAACUCACAGCACAGCGCGACGCAUUGCUUCAGGACAAUAAAGUUUUGACCGUAAGCAGCAUAAUAAGUAAACCAUUUUUUGGAGAAAUAAAUAAACAAAAGAUGAGCUGAUAACAGCACCCGUUGAUAUUAAUUAUUUCGCAUAGACGCGGCAGCAUUAUAAGAAGACUUCUAAGUAAUCCAGAGGAUUUUUCUGAAAGGGAUAAGCCAAACCCCUGUCCCUGCUGAAGGACCUCUCCCAGAGUAUCAGCAGAAGGAAAAUAGAUAUCCCAGGGAUAUCAGCCUUGGGGUCUGGGCCACCGAAGGCUCUACUGCCCAAGUUGCACGUAUGUCUUCAUGUCUUGAGGAGGAUGCUGUGCGUUUGGUCCAGUUACAGCAAACCCAGCAAUUAGGGAGGCUGUAAGAGCUGGGGAGGUUACACCCGCGCCGAGGAAGUUGGGUUAUGAACCUGUUCGUCCCGUCGCUGAGCGCAGCAUACACGGCCGCAGUUUACAGUAAAUUAGAAAUAUUCGUGCUGAUCAAAGUGUUUCUAAUCACGUUUUAUUAAGUGUAUGCAUUAAGUGAGUCAUGUGUGGCAAAAAGGUGGGACUUUGGUUGGCUCCGCUACUGCUGGGCAUGUUAAGGAGGAAUAUCAACAGUUUGCUUUUCACUCAAACAGAAUACUUGGAAAGGCUUCGUUUUGGAGCAGGCUUUUAAUGGAAGGGGCACAGUAGGAAGUGUUAACAAAACAAACUCUGUGUGCUAAUCUUAACACCUACAUCUUCUAUUGAAUCUUGCUUAUUGCAGCGGGCUGAGCCUUGUCAUUAGUGGAGACAAUGAGUCAAUGUAGAAAAAGUGAGUUCCUUUAUUUUCUCCGCAUCCGAAGCUCUGGGGUUGGCCUCCUGGAUGGCAGUAGUGAUUUGGAGCUGUGCAAUUGCAGAGGGAGUGCACGUCGGCCCUUGGGGGCCAGUCCUGGGACUCUCCUUGCUCAUUCUGCUGGAGUUGGGGCCUCCAUGGAUCCCAGUGCCUUCCUUACCUGGGGCAUCUUCAUGUCUCCUGGGACACGGUUCUUUUGCUGAAAAUUCUGUUACAUGGGGAGAUUGCGUGCAAUUCUGUAUUCUGCUUUCUGGAAAUUCUUUGGUUUGGAAGGAGAAUGCCCCAGAAGAGUCUUUAGAGUAGGAGAGUGUGUGUGAUUCUGCAAUACUGUCCAUAAGGGACAAAUAUUCUUUGUCUAAAAUGGGAGAAAAAUAAGUGCAAUGGACUAAAAUUGUCACUAAACCAUCUGGAAACAAGAAAUGAGGCUGGAUCAGAACUCCAUCUUAGCCAGACCACAUGUUUUGAAUCUGGAGCUGAAUUCCUUAUCAUGGGUGUAUUCAUAAAUGCAACUAGUAGAGCAACCAAGAUCUAGAGUGUUGGAUUGAUUUGAUGGUUGGUAAUAGGCUGUUGUGACUAGAGCAGAAUCUCUUCUUUCACUCAAGGGAUGGAUAAAGACUAACUCAAAAGAGGACGACGAGUUCUGUGUUUUCAAUUUUAUAUUUUUAAAGGAAAGCAUAUGAAUAUUAACAAGCUGGAAUAGCGUCUUUCUUAAAAGUUGUCCUUAGAGAUAGCGUAUUAUAUUAAUGUGAAUUUGAUUGCACAGUAAGUAAAAUUUUAUAAAUAUAAAUCAUCAUCUUCUUUCAAAAACUGUCACACCUUGGAAACUAUUCUGGGAUUUUCUAGUAUAGUCCAGUUAGAAUUGUUUGAGUAAAAGGAGGCAUCAGUGAACAAGUCAGAUAAUGAGCUGCUUUACAUAAAAGGCAUAGUGUCUAUUUAUGAUAUAUAGAAGUCCUAAGAGAGAUAACUUAUCAGUUUAAUCUUUUUCGAAUUGUGUUUGAAAUCUACUUUUUAUGAGGCAUUCCUGACUGUUCCAGAGCUUACUGCUCAGACAACUUCAUGGACUUUGUUUCUCUUUGACUUACAACUCUGCAGGGUCCUUUGCAGGCAAACACAGGCAAAUUUUCUUCAGUUGUAUUUAUUUGGUUCCUUGACCUCGAAGUAAAAUUUGUAGCGAUGUAGGUGUUGCCAAAUGUUUUCUUCUGACCUGGUUGCUGCUGUCAGACCCAGCUGUUAGCACAAGAUAUGUACAGUACCAGUAGGAGCAGUCACACAAAUCGUGGGGUUUGUCUUUGGCAUCUUUGGCUCAGCACUGAGGAGCUCUGCAGUUGACUUGAGUCUCUGCAGUAACGAAGACUGUGGAGUUUGGAGCCACUGCACUAAAUGCUUCUUUUUCCUUCUUUGUAAGUUCUUGAGAUAAAUUUACUGUGGAAAAGAGGAUUGCUGGAUGAAUUAAAUUAGAUUAACUAAACACUGUUUUUCUCCCUGUGUUUCUAUCCGUGUCUUGGCUUUGAGAGUUUGCCCACAGAACAGCUAUUUUUUUGAGCAAAAGCGUGGCAUUUACUUUUGUCUUUCCUGACAUGAAUGUCAUGUUUUAUUAGGGAAUCAUCUCAAUCAGCUUUACUAGCAGCUGAUUUUCCUCCCAGCCUUGCAACACUUGCAAUAUCUUCAAUCAGAGAAGAGUCAUGAUGGGGAAGUGUUGUUGGAAGGAGGACAUGCAACGCCGGAGUCUGGCAGAGCAGGAUUGCUCUUCUGCAUAGAGGAAGCAAACACCUGUGAGAUAUUAAAAACUUUUGACGGGGAUGGGAAGAUAAUUACCAAGAUAAUUCCACGUCAGGCAUCGCUCUGGCUUCUGUCUCCUGCCAGGCUUCCUAAGCCCUAGGUCAUAAGGUUAGAGGGAGCUGUGGGCUGGUUGUGUCAUCCCUCACCUGUGGACGAGGACCUUCCCCACUGCAGCCCAUUGCCACCAGAGCUGGAUUGCCUGUCGUCACCCUCCCAUUAAGGAUGACUGCUUCUAAAGCAUUAGCAUUCAUGUCAGGACUAGAUAUGGAUCAGCACAGGCUUAAAUCAUUGUCAGGAACAGAUGUGAGAUACCUAAUCAGUUAUUUCCUUAGGAAAAUGAGUUUGAUUGCAUGAAUAGUUGUAAAUAUUUCAUUCAGCGGCUCAGCUACUACGGCAAUGGUAAACAAGCUUCGGAGAGGCAUUUUGUGGUACUGCACUUGAUUUCUUAUUCAUCUACACUUCAGCAUAGAAGAAAGCAGCUUAGGUACUUUGGAUUACUUUUUGUGACAGCAUGGCUGGCAACCAGGGGCUUGCUUGAAGAGAGACGAGCACGCUUAGCCCUAAAAACCACACCAGCUUCAGCCUGGUUGGUUUACAGCGUGCAGAAUUUGCCCACACAGAACACAGAACUAGAAGAAAUGUUCGUGUUAGGAAGGAUGUAACACUAAUUUCUGUGAUCUUAUAAGGAAUUUUACUACUGACCUUUUGCAGCGGGCCUGGUGGGAGGAGGAGAAGGAAGGAGGAAGGUGUUUUUUCUAUCUGCCUAAUUGAAUGUUUUCCCUGCUUGAAUUUUUGCUAAACCACUGUGAAGUUUGCUUGUGAUUUAUAGGAGACGUACACGAAAGCAGUGCAGGAAAGAAAGAGGCUGCGAGUACAGAUGAUGUUUGCCUCUUCAACACGGUGUGAAAUCCCGAGGAAACUGGGACUGCUAGCUAAAGGUCAUGGACAUUUUUAACUUCUGCUGCUGGCUUCGUGCUACUGCGUAAAUGUUCGUCAGGGAUUGUGCUGGCCUUGGUGGUGUAACGUAGUCAGAUUAUCGCAGGAACAAGCUCCCUUUCAACCCGUAUGUUUUGUGGGCAUGUACGUUACAGUAUCUUUCAUCAGCUGGUUUUAAUGUUUAUCUUCUGAGCCAGCCUAAUUUUAUGGUGUUAAAUAUAGUAUGGAUGCUGCUGGUAUGUGGAUACAUGGUUUAAGGUGCUUUGGUCGCAAAAGCCCAGAGUAACAGAUUUGUGUCUGUCCUACUUCUGGAAAGCACAAACAAAUCCCACUGCCUGCACCCAGGAAUUACACAGGUGGUUAAGACAAGAGGCAUGUGUCAGCGAAUCUUCGUUCUCCAGUGCUCUUUGCACUGUGUCUCAGGGGAGAUGGCGUCUCACGCCUCAGCCUUUUCAGCUGGCCAGGUCUCUUACCUGAGAGUUAUCCUUCGAGAGAGAUGGGCCCGUGCUUUUAGCUUACUGGUUGUGUUGGAGUCCUGUUUGUGACUCACAGGAUGAGGAUUCUUAGUGUAAGACCAUUGCAGAUAAGAAAUAAAACUCAUUUUUAAAUGUUCUGUAUGCUCACGCAGUUGUUGAGGGACACAUCUUUUCCAGUUUUAGAGUUUACAAAAAAAAAAGCUUCCAAGAGAAUCCCCAAAGCGAAGGGGACAUUCAGUCGUGCUGAGUCAUAUUUUGUUAUUUUGGUUGAUUAUCCAGCCAGCCAUGCAAAUAAACUGCAAGGGAAAAAAAAAAACGUGUGUGAAUGUCUUAUCUAUGACAGAAUGAGGACUUGGGUCUUUGUGCAUAAUAUGUGUAACAAUAAUGGCCCAGUAUUAAGCUGCUCCAGUGGCUGUCAUAUUUGUAGUCUAAAAAUGAUAACGAAGUAAUAAGAGAGAGAGACAUGUUGAUGUUUAUCUUCUCUUUUCCUCUUUCAGAGCAAAAGUUUUGCUUUCUCAUUACGUUUCCAGUGCAGAUUUGCAGUACUGUGCAGAAUGAUGAAUCUGAUUGCAGUUAAUUGUUUAAAUAUUCUUUUAUUCCUGAAGCUUUCGGAACAAAUAACAUCUUUUGAGGAGCUAGUUGAGAAGCAACAUGGGCAAGAUAUUGCAAAAGGGAAUAUUGGAUGUGAAGUUAAAAGUGUCUCAGAGAAGAGAAGGAGAAGGUGUGGAGGUUGUUCUAAAGAAGGAAGGAAAACCAGCUAUAUUAUUAACACUUCCAGUAACAUAAGUGGCAGCAAUUCUGCUUGAAAAAAAAAAAAAAGGGUAAGCUUCAAUAGUUCAAAUCCAUCCUUGGUGUAACUGCAAUGGAAUUACACUUGGAUCAACAGCUUUGCUGGUUCAUAAGUCUUAUAGGGUUACUGAAUGCAAAUACUAUAAAUGAGCGUGACUUUGUCCAAAAUGCAUUUAAUGACUGUAUUUAUCGUCUGUCUGUCUUCUUCAUAGUAAACAAGAAGGAGAAGGUCUUGUAGCCACAGAAAAUAUUUUGCAUCAUGCUGUCUAACUGGGGCCAUUAUUAGCUAUUCUCAGCUCAAAAGAGCCGUUCUUUAGGGUAGCUGAAGCACAAACAUGCUUGGUCUUUGGGACCCCUUUACAGCCAUAUUAUAUAUUCGUAAUGCAGGAAAUAAAACACUGGAUGGAAAAUUACCACUUCAAGACAAGUGUGGGUUAUUUUGGAGAUUCUGAGCAAUUAGGUGAAUUUUCUCACAAUAAUGCUCACAUCCAGUGCUUAAUCAUACACUUGAAACAAGUGGGCUCAGACCUUAUGAAAAGUGUUUACUUGUUCGGCUUUAAGGCGCAGGCCAAGAAAUAACUUGAUCGGAUUAGUCGGGGUUGAAUAGGAACAGCAGCAAAUAGAAGCAAACGAGUGUGAACGAUGCUGCUGUGCUCUGCAUUAGAAAAAUAUCUGCCAGCUGCCGUUGCAGAGCAUAAUCCCACAAGAUGCUGACGCCUCCGGUUCCCAUUGCCCGAGGAAGCCAGGGCAGGGCUCCUUGGGUGUGUGGUUCCCAUUGCUCACCUGAGUCACACAGCUUUUUUUUUCCUCUUAAAUCCUUCUUUUCCCUCUUACAUAAAAGCUGGUUCUUUUGUACCUCCUCUUUCUUGAAAGGCUCGUGACGCUUGCAGGGCCGGGGUGCGUGGCUGGUUAUUCUCAGCUGCAAGAUUACAGAGAUGGCAGCAGUAAGGUCAGUGGGGCACGGACUCGGCUCAGCUGGAGAGCAGAUGCGAGGAGAUCAUUUAAGGAAAGCAGCUGAAAUUCCUGGAGCCAAAUGAGGAUAAGACAAAUUUUGAAAUGAUUAAUUUUUCUCCGUCUCUAUUUACAUGGUGAUAAGAACUGCUGAUCCCACUCCGUCAGUCUGGACUGAUGAAUCUGAGCGAUAGAACAGAGCCCUGUGUCGUGUAAACGAACUGAUGGAUGAAGAUGAGAAGGACAGGGCAAAGAGGGCAUCACGCAACAAAUCUGAAAAGAAGAGGAGAGACCAGUUCAAUGUCCUCAUUAAAGAGCUUUGCACAAUGCUGCAGGGCCACGGCCACCCUCUCAAGAUGGACAAGUCCACCAUACUGCAGAGGACCAUCGACUUCUUACAGAAACAGAAAGAAAUCACAGCACAGACAGAAGCCUGUGAGAUUAGACAAGACUGGAAGCCUUCAUUUCUUAGCAACGAGGAGUUCACCCAGUUGAUGUUAGAGGCAUUAGAUGGUUUUCUCAUCGCUCUUACCACUGAUGGGAUUAUUAUUUAUGUAUCCGACAGUGUCUCCUCUCUGCUCGGACACUUACCGUCAGAUUUGGUGGACCAAAAUAUAUUAAACUUUCUGCCUGAGCGGGAACAGAGCGAGGUAUACAAGCUCCUUUCUCCACACGUGCUCAUGACAGAUCCUGUUGCAGCUGAUUUUCUCAACGUGGAAAAGCAAAUAGAGUUUUGCUGCCAUUUAGCAAGAGGCAGCUUAGAUCCAAAUGAACCCCUGACGUAUGAAUAUGUGAAAUUUGUAGUGGAUUUUAAAUAUGUUACUCAUGUGCCUACACCCUCCUGUAAUGGCUUUGAGUCAGCUAUUGCACGAGCUUUCAGGUCAGCCACAGAGGAGCAGAUAUGCCUCGUAGCGACUGUUCGUCUCGUCACACCGCAGUUCUUAAAGGAGCUUUGCAAUGUUGAAGAGCCAUGUGAAGAAUUUACAUCAAGGCAUAGUUUGGAAUGGAAGUUUUUAUUCUUGGACCACAGGGCUCCACCCAUCAUAGGAUACUUACCCUUUGAGGUUCUGGGAACGUCAGGGUACGACUACUACCACGCAGAUGACCUGGAGCUUCUCGCUAGGUGCCAUGAACACUUGAUGCAGUUUGGAAAAGGCAAGUCGUGUUACUACAGGUUCCUGACCAAAGGCCAGCAGUGGAUCUGGCUGCAGACACACUACUACAUCACCUACCACCAGUGGAAUUCCAAGCCCGAGUUCAUCGUUUGCACUCACCUGGUAGUUAGUUAUGCAGAGGUUCGAGCUGAAAGGAGGCGAGAUCUUGGCCUUGAAGAGUCAUCAAUUGAACUGGCAUCCUCUUCUAUAAAGAGCCACGGCAGCUACCUGGAUGUGGGGCAGUGCGGCAGCAGCCAGGAGGCCAGCCGGGAAGGAGUGUCGCUGUCGUCCCACAGCUCCCGCCGCUCCUCGCACACUGCGCUCUCUGACUCUGCCUCCACCUCGUCCAUGCGGCAGACCGACACCAGCACUCCCACCCGCCCGGCAGUGCCGGAGAAGGCAGCCCUGCGGCUGGCGUUGGCUGGAGGCGCCCAGGCCCUAGCAACUCCUCCAGCCCCUGGCGAACACCUCCCUCAGCAUCCCGUGGCUCAGCCAGCAGUCCCCUCUCAGCACGCCGUGAUGCCAGUGUACCACUUCCCGGCCCAGCUGGGGAUGAUGCACCAGCUGAAAGAGCAGCUGGAGGAGAGGACUCGCAUACUGCAAGCAGACAUCAAGACACAGCAAGAGGAGCUCCAUGUCAUCAAGGAGCAGCUCCAGCUGGUGCAGGACUCCAACCUGCAGAUUCUGAUGCAGCAACCGAUUCCCUUGGUCUUCAACAACGUGCAGCACCAGAGCCCCAGGAGACCCCCACCGCCGCCAGGGACGCCCCGGCAGGCCAGCGCCAAGAAGUCCCCCCAGCCAGGCCCGAUGGGGACCAAGCACUACGGGGGCCCCCACGAGCCCUCACAGCGCCAGUUCCUCAGGGAGCCCUGUGGCACGUCCUCCCAGGUACCACAGCAGCAGCAGCACCUCAUGAGAGGAAACCAAGCCCAACAAACGUGUCUGCCAGGGCAGACGAGCAUUUCAAUGCCCCUCUACAACAACCCCGUGGUGUUUUCGCAAGCACAUCCCAUUACAGUGGCUGCCCAGAUGCCGACCGACAUGAGCGAAAGGCAGCCGCAGUCCGACUACAGCCAGGACAGGAGCCUCAGAAUGCUGCUGGACCAGUCCAUCCAAGCCAUGAUGCCCGCCGCCAAUGGCAGUGCUCAGGCCGCGCUGAGCGGCACCAGCAGGCAGCAGGGAAAAUUCGUGGCGGAGCAGCAGACCUUGCCUCCCCCCAUGCAGAUGCAGCCCAUCACCUGCAGCACGGUCCGGCCGCCCGCCCCCUCGCCCAUCUUCUCCCCAUCUGUGGUGAUCCCCCACGCCAGCUUCACCUCCCACCAGACCAGCGCCCCGGUUCACCUCCACCAGUGGUCACAGCAGCAGGUGCAGCAGCACCGCCUCUACCUUCAGAUGCAAGGUCCUGAGGCGGUGCCGGGGGGCCCGAGCCCGCGUGUUUUCCAGCCAGCCCAUGUCCCGCAGCAGAACCCCCUGAGCUACUUCCUGCACCCGCAGCCGCAGAGCCGCCACGCACAGGGCCAGGCCUGCAACCUGCAGGACCUGCCCGAAAUGCAGCUGCCCUGACCGCCGGCUCCCCAAGGCAGGGACAACCUUGGCCGCGGUGGCUCGGCAACCCGAGCACAGGCGGAGCGGGGACGGAGCCGUCGGAGCACAGACGGGUGAGGUCGGGCCCCGUGGGGGCCGGGAUGGUUCCACCAGGGGCAGAUGGCUCUGGAGGACACCACGUGGAUUGGGAUUUCCAUGGGGCUGAGCUGGGAUCUUCUGGUGGUACAACCACUGCCAAAGAGAGCCCUGGGACUGUGAGUGGCCGCAAGCCCCAGCCACGCCUGUCCUGGAGGGAGGGCACCUUCAAGAACAAGGAGCAGGAGGAUACAUAUGGUGGGGCUCCUGCCCACUGGAGCUCAGCUCCAAAAGCAGCUGUAAACUUGUCGGUGCAAAAGCUGUGCUUCGUUUGGGAGCCACGGGCAGGCGGCGGGGUGCUGCUGCAGGUCACCAAGCCGUGCGUGCCUGUGCCAGCACCAGGUAUGGCUCCUGUGACCAGGACGGUGACAGGUGGCCGGCUCCGGGAGCUGCUUGAUCAGGUCACCACGGAGAGCACUUGGCACCACAGCAAAGCCUUGUCCCUUCAGAGCUUUGGUGCUGGAAGGCACUGUGAAGGUAAGCCCAGCGCUUGCAGCACACACAGGCUGCAGCAGUCACAGGAGGGAUUGCCGUGUACAUAGCUCUUGUCUCGCUCUAGUAGGUCCGUUGUGGAUUUUUUUCCUUUUUUCUAUACCUCAACCCCACCAUUUUUGUUUUCCAGGAGAUUGGAUAAUGCUGCUAAUUUACAUAACACCACUUUUGCCUGAAUUUCUUACUGUAGUUAUACCAGCUCACAUCACAACUAGUAAGAUACUCGUCAUGUUUUACUGUGGUUAACAAGUGCAGAUAAAUUUAUAUGGUUUUUACUCCCUGUAGACAAAUAUUUUUCAGGUUACGGACAAAGAAUCCUUACUCUUUCUUUUCUGUUGUUUUGUUUUGUUCCAAGUGGAUGUUGUUGUGUAUGUUUCUUUACAUGAAAACAAGCAAACAACACGUAGACCAUCAUGUGACAGCAAACUUUGUGGUUUUGCUAGGUCAUAUUUCAAUUUGACAAACCUGAAACGUGUACUCACAAUGACACAGGCACUGUUACAAGCCUAUAGGGUCAGCAAUAAAUUGUAUUUUUGUAAAUUGUCACUUUUUAACUAUAUGUUUAUAUUUAUGAAUUGAAAACCAGUUUAUUCCUCAGUGGGUGUAUAGUUAAGUGUCCCUACUGUUUGUGUCUUUCCAAAGGAAAAAUGAAAAUGUACAUUUUUUGAGGCAUUAGUAGCUGAGUACUAACCGUGGGUGCUGUUCCAGCCCAAACACAGAAGAUGGUUUAGGCCAUUAUUUAAGCUGUGGAGGAUGGUGGUUAGUUAGGAGCAGGGUCAUCCAGCAGGGCUGCACCAGCAUGCAGCAAGAGCAAUGUUUGGGGACAGGUUUGUUUGUAACCCCUGUCAUGACCAAUCAAAGCUCUGGGGGGGGUUGGUUGGGCUUUUUAUUAUUUUUUUUUAAUUUGUAUUUGUUGUUUCCCUGGCUCUCUGCCCCACCCCAGCAGCUGCAGAGCGGUGCUGACCCCGCAGCCUCUGGCACAAGUAGCCCUGUCUUCAGGAAACGGGGGAGCAGGCAAGGUGGUGUACAGGUGGGGGUACAGCUGUAGCUGGAGACAGCGGGCGCUGCAGGGACACCUGCAUCUACAGCUCGCAUGCGAACAAAAGCCGUGAGAAGCCCGGCCUUCCACGGGCCUUGGUUUCUUGGUGCUGGGGGCAGUGGUUGUGCACCCCUGGGAUGCCGGCAGUGAAGAAUUGGGUGUCGCAGAGCAGGCGGAGGGGAGGUGCAGCCACGGCCUACAGCAGCACGGGGAGGAAAACACAUGCACAGAGGCUCGCAUGUGUGCUAAGGGCACACUGCUGUACACAUCUGAUGUCCCAGUACUGCUGGUGGGAGGCAAAGGCCAUGCAGUUCCCUGCCUUGCCCACUAAACCUGCAACACAGCGGCUGGGCUGCAGUGUGCCAGCCCUGCGCGUCAGCCCAGGCAUGGUGGGUGUCAGUGAACCCUACUUGGUGGUGGUGCUUGGGGUCGGGGUUGGGGUCUGGGGGAGACAGGGGGUUGUUAGCAGGGCUUGCUAGGGAGGAGGCAGGAGUUUGCUGGCUUUCAAAGCAAGUCCAAGGAGUGGUUGGAGGGGGUUGCAGGGCAGUGGGUGUGCCGGACAGGGCUGUGCCCCCGCACAGCCCUUCUGAUGGCAGCAUCUCGGCAGGGAGUGUAGAUUUGCAAGGAUGUUUACAUGUUCAGUUGGCCUUGCUAAGAACAAGCGACGUAAAACGCACUUUAUCAGAACCUCUCCCCUGAACACACUUUAGUUCCAGAGCCCACCCCAGCUCCUGGCGCAGGUGCUCGUGGUGCCAGGUGCAGGCAUGGGUAUGGGCACAGGCAGAACUGGGCUCCCGAGGGCAAAGUUCCCCAGCCCCAUGGUGGGGCUGGCUCUGUCCCUGCUCAGCCUGCCUCUGGGCAGGGGCAAGGCUGGCCCAGGGGCCCGGGCUUUUUGCUUUCUGUCACCACUCACGCUCAAAAGAUAAAUGACUAAAUAAAUCUCUUUAUUCAGGUUGAGUUGUAUUUGUUUACCUCGGUGUUAGCUACGAGCUGUGUUUCUGGGACCUGUUUGGAAUGAAGGGUUGCUGGUGGGUUUGGUUCACCCCCAGGUACUUACGAGAGACCCCCAAGCAUGAGGUGGUCGCAUAGGCGGGUGGGAAUAUGAGCAGUGCUGCCUGUGCCAGGAGUUGGGCUCCAGCAUCAGUGCUCACUAAUGUCCUGAGGCUUUCUAGCACACAAGCACCUAUAUACUCUCUCUCUCUACAUAUAUAGAUACACAGAUAUGUUUUUAAUGUGCAUAUAUAUGUAUAUAUAUAUAUAUAUAUAGGCCACACAAUUCCAGACCUCUGAAAACACAGGCAGCUUUAAUUAAUAAAGUCUUGCACUUUUAGCAUAUUUGUACAUAUAAGCUAAAGCCUGGUGGGUACCAUCAGGCUGGUUUGACAAACACAGUGAGAAGUUACUGUACAUAUUGUAACAUAGUCCAUGUAAAAAAAAAAGAGGAAGAAAAAAUAUGAAAAAAAUGUUAGAACUGACUAUAAAUCUUGGUUUAUUUUAUAUGAUGUCAAAUAUAGAUACGUUUAUAAAUGUUACUAUUCUUAAAAGUAUUUUGUAAUGGGAAAAAGGAAGUGUCUUAUGAAGAUGAACAGUAAAGAUUUUAUUCUCGUUUUGAAUCUAUGUCCCUGCACAGCUCCAUUGGAUGGCAGUCUGUGCAUUUUGACAAGCUUUAAAGAGAUUGUACAUAGUAUUUUCAAAAAAAAAAAAAAAAAGAAAAAGAAAUAAAAGCAUACUUGC
Cygnus olor (mute swan) is the source of this 17363-nucleotide messenger RNA. RefSeq names its product PAS domain containing repressor 1 (gene PASD1). Gene Ontology annotation, cellular component: cytoplasm; nucleus; CLOCK-BMAL transcription complex. Gene Ontology annotation, biological process: regulation of transcription by RNA polymerase II; circadian regulation of gene expression. NCBI's taxonomy places the organism in Eukaryota, Metazoa, Chordata, Aves, Anseriformes, Anatidae. The coding region runs from base 11489 to 13981 and encodes 830 amino acids. Gene Ontology annotation, molecular function: protein dimerization activity; RNA polymerase II cis-regulatory region sequence-specific DNA binding; DNA-binding transcription factor activity, RNA polymerase II-specific. The record is from RefSeq and is a predicted model, not a curated record. The transcript has 22 exons.